Anopheles cruzii is the source of this 928-nucleotide messenger RNA. Its product is annotated as T-box protein H15-like. Gene Ontology annotation, cellular component: nucleus. The annotation marks the transcript as partial. NCBI's taxonomy places the organism in Eukaryota, Metazoa, Arthropoda, Insecta, Diptera, Culicidae. The record is from RefSeq and is a predicted model, not a curated record. Gene Ontology annotation, molecular function: RNA polymerase II cis-regulatory region sequence-specific DNA binding; DNA-binding transcription factor activity, RNA polymerase II-specific. Gene Ontology annotation, biological process: regulation of transcription by RNA polymerase II; positive regulation of DNA-templated transcription; cell fate specification. The transcript has 3 exons.
GCGCAUGUUCCCGACGGUGCGUGUCUCCUUCUCGGGGCCCCUGCGCCAGGUUACGCCGGCGGACCGGUACGUGGUGCUGCUGGACGUGGUCCCAGUUGACAACCGGCGCUACCGUUACGCGUACCACCGCUCGGCAUGGCUGGUGGCGGGCAAGGCGGACCCCCCGCCACCCGGCCGGCUGUACGCUCACCCGGACACCCCGCUCGGGGCCGAUGCCCUGCGCAAACAGGUUAUCUCGUUCGAAAAAGUGAAACUAACCAACAAUGAGAUGGACAAGAACGGUCAGUCGCGGUCGCGCGAACUGUACGCGAUGGAUCCGAUGGACGCGCUGCUGUUCGAGCAGCAUCUACGAUCGCCGCUCCGGCUGUUUCCCGAUCCGCUGAUGGCGCAGUUCGCUUCCGGUAGCUUCGCACCGCAGGAUCUGCAGGAUCCGGCAUCGAUGGCCCUGCUGGAGAAAGCUCGCCAACAGCUGCAGCUUUGGGGUCGCUCGCCGUACAGUGAGCUGUUGCUGCCCCAGAUGUACCCAAGGCCACCGAACCUGGGCGGGCUCGGCAAUCUCGGCCUCUGGCAAGGAUCGCCACCCGGCGGCGGCGGCGGGUGGUCACCAGGACCGUCUUUGCCUCAUGGAUUUCUACCGAACGCCGCUGCAGGAGCACCGCCGCCGACGACUACUCCGCCCCUGUCGGGAUCACCUUCCGCUGCUCCAUCAUCACUGUCCUCACCCGGAUCCUUGACCCCUGGUGGUUCGGCAUCCACCGGAUCAGCAGCGGCGGAUCCAAGGAUGAAGCACUUUACUCGCUUCACACCCUACCAGGUACCCCAGCACCAUCUCCACCCGGCGCAUCCGUCGCGUCAGCAUCCACCACCCCGAACACCGCCUCUGCCCGGACCAUCCACGUCCGGUUCUCCACGAAGUCCCUCAAACUGA